AUAUGCAGACUACGGUAUUCAAUGAGCGCGAGGGCUGAAUCGAGAAUUCGUUAUUGCAUGGGUCCGAGACGGCUCAGCUGCUCUAGCUGGCCGCCUCUUAGCCUCGGCGGACGUCGGCCGUUGUUAUGAAAAAUCCACGUGCUCGAGCUGUCGAUUGCAUGCCUGAUGAUCUUGACGGUGUUAGUCCAGGCUCCCAAAAACUGGCAAUUCCAAAGCGUCAGGCCUCAGAUUAGGCCAUACAAAUGAUACAUACGGUAUCGUUAGAUCUUCGAAUUAGAACUCACACAUCUUGACUUUAAAACGAACAUGCCUCAAGAUUUUCACGUCAUUCGGUGCUUUGCCUGUCUGGUAUUUCAGGUCCAUCAAGUGAAGAAGAAACCGAAGUGGCAAUGCAAGAUGUGUGGAGAAAAGCAGUCUGUCAGAAAGGUUUAUGGUAAAGGAGCUGGUAAGGAUUGUAGGUUGCUGGUUCAGUCUCUCAACAUGACAGCAGGCCAGAUAACAGAUGAGGACACUGAGCUUUCCUCAUCUAACCCUCUGGUUGAGGAAAAUGAAAUGUCACAGAUGACUGAAACUAAACUGCAUCUUGACAAUAUUACCAAGUGCCCACAACCAUCAUCAAGAUGGAACAGGUACUGUGAAGAGGAGCCUGAUGAAGCCAGUAUUCCAGACGAAGUUGGCUGCCAAGGACUUGAAAUUCCAUCAGAAUAUGUCAUUACAGAAAGGCCAUCUCGAUUUAAGAGGAAGAAGAGUCAGAACCGCUAUAACAGCAACCUACCUAACAAGCGCAGCAGACAGGAGGGUAGCAGAAGUGAUUGGGAUACCUUGCCAGAGUCUAAUCAGCAGGAGAGUGGCCUGUACCCUGGAUGUUCUUCAGCUAAGGAACCCAGUUGGGAAAGCCACUGCUCGCAGGAUGAUGUUAGCCAGAGGAAGAGAAAUAUGAAUCCUUCAAGCAGACAAGCAAACUUGUCCAACCUGGAGAAUGACCCUAUUACCUACUGUGAAAAUUACAAUCAUGGCCAGACGACCCAAAAGGCGGAGGAAACUGUUUCUGUCAUCAGCAAGGAGGAAGACCAGAAACAGCAUUGCAAAGGAAUCUCUAUUGAAUUUGCUUCACGUCAUGAUACAACCAGUGUGCCUAAAGAAAAUUCCUUUCAAGCUGGUGGAUCUGUAAACAGCAAAUGGGCUGCGUUUGCAGAACCUGCCUCUGACACUGAUGUUGAAGAUGACUUUGGAGAAGAGGAAUCACUUGAUAACGUUUAUUCGCACAGGGAGAAUAGUGAGGUGGGAGAGCUACUUGAAAAUUGUGAUAAUUCUUCCGGAGCAUUUUCAACUCAACAAGAAGUUAGUAAACCUGAAAAUCUGAACAGUGAUGAGAUGAGCAGUGUAAGCACAUUCGACUUUGCCGACACACAUGAAAGUCAUCAUCACAGUAGCAGAACGUCUAGACAGAGUGACAUUAAGGAGUCGUAUCAAAAUAAGAAAAUGGAGUGUAAAGGCUCUUUUGAUCAUCCCGAUUGUUGUCCCAUCUCAAGAACCCUCCAGAGUGAUAUUUUGAGCAACAUUCAGAAUUCAAUUUCAUCUUCCGCAGGGUCAAGAUGUCACAUGGUUUCUGAAAUACAACCAAUGGUUACAGAUUCUGCAUGUCCAUGUUCAGGUAAAGCUGCCAGGGCAUUGGGCAGUUGUGACAAAAGUGAACUGGUGCGUCAACGGUUUCAAAUACCUGAUGAAUGUCUUGAAGAUUUGCCAGAUGACUUUGAUGUGUGGUAAUGGACAAUGUUUUUUAUGCUUUCUACAUAUCCAGUAAUUGCUGAAUGAUAAUAUUCUGCUUGUACAGGACACUUCUGCAA
Messenger RNA from Lytechinus pictus (painted urchin), 1847 nucleotides. RefSeq lists its product as uncharacterized. The coding region runs from base 307 to 1767 and encodes 486 amino acids. NCBI's taxonomy places the organism in Eukaryota, Metazoa, Echinodermata, Echinoidea, Temnopleuroida, Toxopneustidae. The record is from RefSeq and is a predicted model, not a curated record. Gene Ontology annotation, biological process: mitotic G2 DNA damage checkpoint signaling. Gene Ontology annotation, cellular component: nucleus. The transcript has 5 exons. Gene Ontology annotation, molecular function: chromatin binding.